CUUUGUUAAUAAUUCAAUAUUAGUUUACAAUAGCAAAAACAAACACCAACACACAACGAAGCAGUACAAGAUUAUUGACCUGCCUUUAGAAAAUUGAUAAGGAAAUAAACAAAUAGUAUUUCUACAAAUUGGGUCAAUACUUUUUUUUUACUUUACUUGAUUAGCGUCAUAAGGGUAUUCCCAACCUUGGAAAGUGAAAAAGGUGACGAGUGUCCAAAAGUUAAGCACAUGAUUGAAAAUACAUAUUAACUUUGUUCAGCUAAUUUUGUGGGCAAAAAUGGCAGGAGGUGCUGCAUCAGUAUUACGUAAUAAUUCCGAACAACGUAAUAGUUCUUCGGCAGCAAUUAAUGGAGAUAAUAAUACCACAACUACUUACUCACGCACACAACAGCCAAAUUUUAUGUUAACCUCACAUUCAGAGGCUCUACUACAGGGUCUGAAUGCUCUAAGAUGUUCGGACAAACUAUUUGAUGUAACACUCAUAGUAGAGGGUAAAACAUUUAAGGCCCAUCGAGUUGUUCUGGCAGCCUGUAGCGAUUACUUUUGCGCCAUGUUUACCGAUGCCAUGCGAGAGGCACGACAAUCUGAAAUAAAAUUGAAUGGUGUUAAUGCCCGUGGCAUUGAGCUAUUAAUCGAAUAUGCUUACACCUCUAAGCUAGAAUUAGAUCGCAACAAUAUACAAGAUGUACUCUCUGUUUCAACACACGUUCAAAUGAAAGCAGUCAUUGAGGCCUGUUCAAAUUACUUAGAAUCUCAAAUUGAUUUAGAAAAUUGUGUAGCUAUAGCUGCUUUGGCCGAUCUGUAUGCACUAGAUGUGCUUAAGCGAAAAACCUAUCGCUUUAUCUGUGCUCGCCUCGAUGAGUUCUCGCAAACUCCUGAUUUAAUCAACCUGACAUGGGAUCAAUUGGAGUACAUUCUGUCAUGCAAUUAUCCAGUGGAUUGCUCGGAGGAGAGAGUAUUACAAAUAACUUUGCAAUAUUGUCUGGAGUCAAGACUUGAGAGCGAAUUGGCCAGAAUGCUGUUUACUAAAGUGCGUUUCAAUCAAAUCGAAACAAAUGCUCUCAACACUCUACUAUCAAAUACCGAAUCAGCCGAAGAAGACUCGCAACUGUAUGUAGACAUUAUAAAGGCCGAGGUUAUAAAACAAAAUCAGCUAAAAAAACAUAGUAGUGAAAAUGAUGAAGUGAUAUCUUUAAGUGUCUUAACCAAUUCUCGCGGCAUGGAAUUGGCUUUAGUUAAAAUUGGAGGCUUCGAAACGAAUGGCUUAACAAAUCAGAUAAGUUGUUAUUUGCCAUCUGCUGGUAAAUGGGAAGAUCUAACUGUGAUUCCGCAUAUUGAACAAUGUAAUUAUGGCACAGCAGUUUUGGGUAAUGAUCUUUAUAUUGUUGGCGGUUCGUAUGAUGUUUGUUUGAAGGAGUAUAUACAUCCAUUUGGUUUUCGCUAUUGUCCCACCAAGGAUAAGUGGAAAACAAUUGCUCCGAUUCAAGCCGAUCGUUGUCGUUUCUCUUUAAAUGCCAUGGGCAGUAAUUUUUUGUAUGCCGUUGGGGGAGUUUGUGAGUUAAAUGAUAUUGAUGGCGAUCAUUAUGCCAAUGAAAUGGCUACAUCGAAUUGUGAACGCUACAAUGCCAGUGUAGAUCGUUGGGAAUAUUUGCCCGCUUUAUCGGAGAAUCGUAGUCAACAUGCUGGCGUUGUUCUGGGUGAUAAAUUAUAUAUAUCAGGUGGCAUUGAUCGUCACAUGGUCUUGUCAUCACUUUGGAGUUUUGAUGCAAAAACUGAAAAGUGGAACAAAUUAUGUCAAAUGCCCACGCCUAGAGCCGAUCAUAUACUCAUUGCAUUCGAACAGCACAUUUACGCCUGUGGUGGCUGGUAUGAAGACCCUUUGACCGAAUCAAGAGUCUUGGCGGAGACAAUAGAUGUCUAUGAUGUGAAAUCGGACACUUGGACGACGGAAACAAAAAAUCCAAUGCCAAAAUAUUACACUGGUGUGGCGGCCGUUAAGAGGCGCAUUUAUUUCAUCGGUGGACUACUAUCAACAAACACCAUAAAUCGUGCCACCUCAGCAGUGCAAUGCUACGAUUUAGAUACAAAACAGUGGUCAUUUAAUGUUGAAUGGGAAUAUCCCAAAGAAGUGUGGGAAUGUACAUGUGCAGCUUUUUAUGUACCACGAGAACGUGAUGAUUUUGUUAUGUCCUUUUAUGGGAUGUAAAUGGCAGAUAUAUUAUUUAUUAAAAACCAUAUACUUAUAUAUAAAUUAUUUUGUACUUUUUAUAUAAACAAAACAAACAAAAAAAAAACACGCGAAACAAAAUGUUAAAACAUUUUUAACACUUAUAGUUCUAUUUUCUUUCUAUAAAGUAUUUGUAAAUAUGUUUAGAAUAGAAAGAACAAAAUUAUUACAAUUUUUGCUGAA
This is a messenger RNA of Calliphora vicina (urban bluebottle blowfly), 2410 nucleotides long. Its product is annotated as kelch-like protein 26. Bases 278 to 2206 code for a protein of 642 amino acids. NCBI's taxonomy places the organism in Eukaryota, Metazoa, Arthropoda, Insecta, Diptera, Calliphoridae. Gene Ontology annotation, molecular function: protein binding. The record is from RefSeq and is a predicted model, not a curated record. The transcript is spliced from 5 exons.